Molecule: messenger RNA, 6788 nt
Organism: Phacochoerus africanus (Common warthog)
Lineage: Eukaryota; Metazoa; Chordata; Mammalia; Artiodactyla; Suidae
Gene: DCAF10
Product: DDB1 and CUL4 associated factor 10
Exons: 7
Coding region: 63-1751 (562 amino acids)
Cellular component (GO): Cul4-RING E3 ubiquitin ligase complex
Molecular function (GO): protein binding
Source: RefSeq, a predicted model, not a curated record
GGGAGCGGGAGCGCUGAGGUGUCGACCGGCAGGGCAGUGGCCCGGGGGCGGGGGCGCUGGUCAUGUUUCCCUUCGGGCCGGGUAGCCCCGGAGGGGACGAGGCGGCCGGGGCCAGGGCUGAGGAGCCGGCACCGCACGGGAGGCAGGGGGCAGCCGCGGGCCCGCUCCCUUCCCCUCCCGCGCCCCCUCAGCCGGGGGCUGACGCAGCCCCUCCCCCAUCGCCCUGCGGGAGCCCUCCCCGCCCGUGCGCCCCCUCGGUGCUCCCAGCCGGGCGCGCUGGGGAGCUCCGGCAGCCCGGAGCUCUAGAGUCCUCAGCCGCUUCCGCCCUGGGAGAGCCGUCACCGCCCUCCCCGCCCCGCCGGCGACCCGGGCCAGACUGCCGGGCUGGACGCCGGUACAGCCUCAGCGCCGUCCUGGGGGUUCCUGGCGCCCGGCUGUUCGGGUGGCUGAGAGAGCGCAGCCUGGGCCGCGGGCUGUUCGUGGACCCGGCGCGGGACAAUUUCCGCACCAUGACUAACCUCUAUGGUUCCAUCCAUCCCGCGGACUCGGUAUACCUCAGCACCCGCACCCACGGGGCGGUCUUCAAUCUCGAGUACUCGCCCGACGGGUCAGUGCUGACAGUUGCUUGUGAACAGACUGAAGUUCUGCUUUUUGAUCCUAUAUCUUCAAAGCACAUAAAAACACUUUCCGAAGCUCAUGAAGACUGUGUAAAUAACAUAAGAUUUCUUGAUAACCGGCUGUUUGCUACCUGCUCUGAUGACACUACAAUAGCAUUAUGGGAUCUGAGAAAGCUGAACACCAAAGUAUGCACUUUACAUGGUCACACUAGCUGGGUGAAGAACAUCGAAUAUGAUACUAAUACAAGACUCUUAGUAACAUCAGGAUUUGAUGGAAAUGUCAUUAUUUGGGACACCAACAGGUGUACAGAAGAUGGGUGUCCACAUAAGAAAUUCUUUCACACACGUUUUCUUAUGCGAAUGAGACUAACACCAGAUUGUUCCAAAAUGUUGAUCUCAACGUCCUCUGGAUAUCUCUUGAUUUUGCAUGAUCUUGACUUAACCAAGUCUUUAGAGGUAGGCAGUUACCCCAUUUUGAGAGCAAGAAGAACUACAUCAAGUUCAGAUCUUACCACUUCGUCAAGUUCAUCUGGUCCUAGAGUUUCGGGUUCACCUUGUCAUCAUAGUGAUUCUAAUUCCUCUUCUGAGAAACACAUGUCACGAGCCUCACAGAGAGAAGGAGUUUCACCAAGAAAUAGUCUUGAAGUGUUAACCCCUGAAGUUCCUGGUGAGAGAGACCGUGGAAAUUGUAUCACAUCCUUACAGUUGCACCCAAAAGGCUGGGCCACUCUUCUUCGGUGCUCAAGCAACACGGAUGAUCAGGAGUGGACUUGUGUCUAUGAAUUCCAAGAAGGAGCUCCUGUGCGACCCGUCUCACCUCGUUGUUCUCUACGACUGACUCAUUACAUUGAGGAAGCCAAUGUAGGCAGGGGUUAUAUCAAAGAACUUUGCUUCAGCCCUGACGGGCGAAUGAUUUCUUCCCCACACGGCUACGGGAUUCGCUUGUUAGGAUUUGACAAACAGUGCAGUGAACUGAUUGACUGUUUGCCCAAAGAAGCCAGUCCCCUGCGGGUGAUCCGUUCUUUGUACUCUCAUAAUGAUGUGGUACUGACGACAAAGUUCUCUCCAACACAUUGCCAGAUCGCCUCCGGGUGCCUUAGUGGACGGGUUUCUCUGUAUCAGCCAAAGUUUUAGGCACAGCUUACAUCAACUAAGGAACUUUUCUGGUGUUUGACUUAUGUAUUACUUCAAUUUAGGUGAAGUAUUUUCUUUUUAGAAGAUCUUAAAAGUUUUGGUCAAGAUCCUGGUUCUUACGGGUCCACAAACACACCUGUGACCUGAGUACUUGGUUGUCCAGCAUCAUGCGGGCAUCGCCAAAUUAGACUCGAGGCAGCACCAUCUUUUGCAGCAUUCCUCUGCUCCUGCUGAUCUGUGCCACUGAACUCCAGUUCUCCUGGUUAUUUUGCAUGGUAGCUCUUGUCAAUUUUCUUUCAAUUCUGUUUUGUUUUUUGAUUUUGGUGUGAAUUUUGUGGACAUUUGGCAGGAGUUUUGGCUGGAUUAGGAGAAACUCAUAACACUAGUAUUGAAUAAAACCCAGAAGUUUGAUAUUGGCAUACUAGUUGUUGAAAAGAAAUUUCACCUUCACUUGCCAGUAUACUUGGCCUGUUAAAGUUGCUAUUACAUUUCUCUGUAAUGAGCACAGAUAAUGGCAUUAUUCUUAUAACUCUUACAGUCUUGCAGCAAAAUGUCUUUUAAGCUUCCUGUUAAAAUUAUAUGUAUUUUUUCACCAUGAGAGAGAUUUUGUUGUGAGAUUCUAAGGAAAAAAAAAAUUAUCAACUCCCUUUGUAAUUUACUUGUAUGAAUUUUUAAAUUUCUAGCAUGUGUCUAGCAGGUAUUUUGUUCCUGUCAACAGCAUUAGAAAGGAAAAGAGGAGAAGGAAUGGGCUUUGGUCAUUUCUAUUGUAGAGAAGAGGAUUUAUUUAUGAGAUGAGUACACUAUAUGACUACAGAGUGUUGAGAACGCUGUGGCUUAGAUUUUCUCUUUCCUCCGCCAGAUCAUUUGAAUCACACAAAUGAUGGCUCGGGGAGAAUUGUGAGUAAAGAGGUUGUGUUUUUCUUAUCUUCCUUUCUUGAGCUCUGCUCUUACCACUAAUGAGGGGAAAACUGCAGUUGUCUUCAAGCUGUUGUCAUAACUAUGGCGGUCAGUGACUUGGGUGUCAAGACCAAGACCAUCUGUUGUGUUUUGUUAUGGAACACAGCAAGUCAAAAGCACCAGGCAGGGGUCAAGCACAAAGCUGACUGCUCUGCUGAAGUAAGCAGCUUUUUUCUAGUCUCUUCCCCUUUGAAUGGUAUUGUCCUCAGAAGAGAUUUACCAGCAGCUGGAGUAGUUCAAGCCACAUGCUAGCUUUUUCCCUCUUGGAUCACAUUCUCUUAGGCCAGUGGUUCUCAAACAUUAGGGUGCAUUAUAAUCAUUGAGGAGCUUGUGAAAAAUACAGAAACCUAACCCUCACCUUAGGAGGUUCUUACUCAGCCAGAGAGGACAGGAAUCUGUAUUUUUACAGGAACCCCAAGAAAUCUUUAUUCAGGUGGUUCCUGGAUCACAGCUUGAAACAUCCUACCUUAAACAUCAGUAAAUACUUCUUUACCCAUUAGGUGCUUAUUAAUGUAACUCCCAGAAGGUAUUUUGAUUAUUUAAAAAAUGAGCAAAUGAAAGCAAUUUUAGAGGUAGAAAUUAACUUAAAAUGGACUAAACUUCAUAUUUGAUGAAUUAGAAGUUAAAUGACUUUACCUAAGGUCAUCCUGCAAAAUUAGAGGCAGAGCCAGGACUUGAAUUCAAGUCUCUUAAUUACUUGCUCAGGGCAAUUUCUACUGUAUUGUGCAGGGUGUUAAAACAAUGAUUUAUGAACAGUUUAUUUUGUCUUUAGGUUGUAUUAUUGUGAAUACCCUUAUACUAGCCAAUAGAUUGAAAAAGGAAGGCAUGGGGGUAUCAAUGCUGAGAAUUCCAGCCAUAAGAACAUAGUUUAAAUCUUAUAAAAAUAUUUAAGCAACCCAAAUACAUGAAUAAAAAUGACAUUUUUUAUAGGACUUGCCAGACAGCCAUUCACACAUGUAUAUACAUCUCACUUUGAUAAUGCUGGCUCUAGGACAGAUUUAAAAAAUUAGAUCAUCUUACAAUGGAUGUUAAAGAAAAACUGGAAAUUUUUUAGUCAUCAAAAAAAUUACCACAGUGAAAACACACAGGUUUGCUGUGAACGUCUAAGAAAAAAACACCUAUUAUAAAGAAAAAGUUUUUGAGACAAACACAACGUUGACAUUGAAAAUAAGCUAUUAAGUACAAUGGUAGUAUUGAUAAUCAAAAGAAGGUUCCAUACAUACAUCUCCUUUGGAGAGAUCCAUGUCAGAUGCUGGACCCAAAGGUUGCCUAACUCUAAAUUUCACUCCAUGAUUCUUUAACCACUAUAGAUAGAAUGCCUAUCAUGUGUCAAAUAAUUUACUACUUAAUCCUCACAAAAACUACAAGGUAAGUGGCAUGGGCACCAGUUUACUUUAGAGGAAAUGGAGGAUCAAAAAGGUUAAGUGAUUUAAGCCACAGAGCUGGCAUGGGGUGGCAGCAUUGGGCUUUAGAACCAGGUCUGUUUGAGUGCCAAGCCUAUGCUUGCUACUCCACCAUUUUGCCCUUUAGUUUGUAAAGGCUGGCAAACUGGCCUGUUAAUUUAUCUGUUUAACAUCCUCUGGAGGUGCUUUAUGACAGAGCUGGCUUAUCUUCCCCACUGUAUAAAGGAACAUUUACAAGAUUGACAAUUUCUCUUAGAAUUAAUGCCAUAAACUGCAGGGCAUACAGACAGUCCACUCCUAACUAAAAAUCCUCAAGCAGGAUAAAUAGUCUCAUAUGAAAACAGCAAAUUCACAUCCAGCAAACUCAACAAAACCUUUGUCCUCUUUGAGUUUUGGUCUUGAGCAAAAAGUCCGGGGAUAUCGAUCAAGGAAUUCAAGGGCAUCAGGAAUGUUAUAUACUAUUGGAGGAAAUGACAUUUAAAAUUUCAAAAUCCCAUUUCACUUAAAGUACAAAAUCUAAUCUGGUGUGUUUAACUUUUAGUCAUUUUUAUUCAUGAUAAUUGAUAAAUGUAUUAUAAUUGAUAAUUGUUGGUAAGUAUAGUACAAAGUAUACUUCUAUCUUAAAAAUCUUUCUGCACAAUAGUAUAGUUACGGCAAAGCUAUGUUGAAUGAGUUUAGGAACCUCAAAUAUACAAUAGUGCCCUAUUUUCAAUUGUGAAAAUGAAGUGGCUGAUGCAGAAGAGACCUCUAUUUUAAUCUUUUGCAAUUGGGUGUGGUCUUCUUUUCUCAAGCCUAAAGAACAUGUAUGUUUUGUUAUUUCUCCUUGUUACAUCCCUGAGAAGAGGCUCUACCAAAAAUCUUAAAGAACAGACACAGAAAGGUCAAUCACAUGUUCCCCACUCGUAGGUCUAGACCCAGGAUCAUAUUCUGUCACUGUUAAGGCUUUUUCCUUAGAAAGUGCAAUAUAGGAAAACACUUUGAGAAUCUUUUUGAAGCCUGGUGUUCCCCAUUAUUAUUAGAAUCUAUGGUAUUGCCAUCCAUAAGUAUCUGUUAAGCUUGUGUUUAGUAAGAGAAAUAGUGUGAUAACUUACUGCGGACAAUCAUCCACAUAAUGACCAGCUGACCCUGAGCGCUAUGAAAAUUCACUCAGUGACACUCUGUGUUGGUCAUGAGAGAAAACAUAUAUAUUAAUUUUGGGAUAAUUAAUGCAUAUCUCAAGUGCCAAAAUAUAAAACUUGUAAUUAUUUUUGAUGCAAAUCUUUCAGAUAUGUUAGUAUACCUACCUGCCUUCUUAAACAGCAUGCUCAGUACAAUUUGUUUCUUCAUGUUGAAAAGUAAAAGUUAUAUCCAUUGUGUUGUUACCAAUAUCCAGUGAGCUCUGAUGUAUGUAAAAUACUUCACAAAAUGUAAAGGGCUAUAACAAAUAUGAGUUAAGAUCAAUUAUUAUAAAGUGAUUCCCUCAGCCCUGAGGUGUAUAUAUAUUUGCCUCAGAUUCCUGGUGUGGUUUUUUUCUUUCUAAUUUAAAAAAAUUUGUAUCUGCUAAGCAGUUUGUUUUGCUUGAGUGGUCUCCUACCACACUAUCAAUAUGCCUGUCUCUCACAGGCUCCCUACUUCCUUCUAAUGUGCCGUUUUCAUCUGUUAGGAGCUGGGACAUGAGAUAGCAAGUCUGCUUAGUGUCUUAGGACGUGUCUGAGCUCUGGGAGCCAUCUAUGAGACAGCUCUCUUCAUUGCUCACCACUUUCCUGACAGGUUCACAAUAAUUCUAUAGAUAAUAGAAGUUCUCAGUUAAAGCCCAAGUUAGUGAUUAUCUCAGUUGCCACUAAGUAAAAUAGUACAAGCUAAGGAUGCUGCUAGAUUAAGGAAGAGCAAUGCACCAAAGUACAGGGAAGCAAAAACAGACUGUAUUUGCACAAGGGUCUUUCGUGCUUUUAAGAAAAAAGAAGAGUGCAGAGGGAAAAGGACAAUGAAAAUCCAGAUAGACUUAAGGGUAUCUAUCUUUGAUGCCAUUAAACUUUGUCAAUAACCAUAAAAAUAUACACUUAAAUUAUCACACAUGAUACAAAGACACAGUUUAGUCUUAGUACAGAAUAAGAUAUUACUUAAAUUUAUAAACAUAAUUCUUAAGAAUUUCUCCCAUUCAAAUUAUAAUGGAAAUUAUUAUCAAAAGGAAAGUCUCAAAUUUACCUGUAUGCUGCUUUUUUAGCUAUAAUGAAUUAGUGAUAGAAAAAUGGGUUUUAGCAAAAGCUCCAGGGAGUAAAUCUCAAAUGCAUACAUCUCCUCUAUUAUAUAUAAAUGUCACUAUAAAUGAAAAUGCCAGAGAUAAUUUUUAAAAUUUAAAUCUGGUCCAAAGUAUUUAAAAUAGACUUUUCAGCUUUCCUAAGUUUUUUCAUUUAGAAUUCAUGGUUUUUACAUUACUGGUUGAAUAUGUGAAUUUUCUUGUAAAAUGCACUGCAUCUUCCAUUUCCAAACCCUGCUUUCUGAUCAAUUUUAGAUUCACAUUUUCAGGAAAUUUGGAGUGUUUCAGAAAAAAAUACUAGACACCACAAAGUUUUCUCACCAGAUUCUGAGGUGCUGUAUAUUCUUAUUAUGCUAGACUGUAAGCCCCUUGAGGGCAGGAACUGUCUUAUUUAUUCUAUUCCCAGUGCCCAGCAGGAUCAAUAAAUUUUUCUUGAAUGAA